AAACUGCUGCAAAGUAUUUCGCUUGAAGUUAUCGUCAAAACGAGUUGUUCGCGAACAGUGCUUCGCAACUCUGCACUUCAAAAUUACGUAAACCAGCAAUAACAAACAUGCUGUCCAGCCUCAGAACUGGAGUUCAGGGAAUAUGGCGUGCCUCGUCCAGGGCUCUGCAGACGAGCUCGACCCUUCAGAGCGACAACCUGUUCGUCCAUCGCGACACUCCCGAAGACAAUCCGAGUAUUCCCUUCGAAUUUACGCCGGAAAAUAAAAAGCGUAUGGAAGCAAUCCUAGCAAUCUAUCCGGAAGGCCACAAGCGAGGAGCCAUGAUGCCGCUCCUGGAUCUGGCGCAGCGUCAGAGCGGAGGCUGGCUGCCCAUAUCUGCCAUGCACAAGGUGGCUGAGAUCUUGAACCUGCCGAGGAUGAGGGUGUAUGAGGUUGCUACGUUCUACACUAUGUUUAUUAGAAAACCAGUAGGUAAAUACCAUGUCCAAAUCUGCACAACCACCCCCUGCUGGCUGCGGGGCUCUGACGCCAUCAUGAAGGCUCUGAAGGAAGAGACGGGAUGUGAGGUCGGAGGCAACAGCCCUUGCGGCAAGUUCACACUUUCUGAGGUGGAGUGCUUGGGUGCCUGCGUGAAUGCACCCAUGGUUCAAAUCAAUGACGAUUAUUAUGAAGAUCUUACCGUAGAGGACACCAAAGAAAUUAUCCAGAAGUUGAAAAAAGACGAGAAACCCCUUCCAGGACCGAGAAACGGCCGCUUCGCCUCCGAGCCCCUCGGUGGCCUAACCUCUCUCACGGAGGAGCCCACAGGCCCCGGCUACGGCGUCCAACCCGCACUCAAGUCAUAAAUCGUUGAUUUUGUAAAUUUUAUUUAAUAGGUAAUUUAAAUAAAGAUCAUGUUAGCAAUCA
This is a messenger RNA of Leguminivora glycinivorella, 906 nucleotides long. RefSeq names its product NADH dehydrogenase [ubiquinone] flavoprotein 2, mitochondrial (gene ND-24). Gene Ontology annotation, biological process: mitochondrial electron transport, NADH to ubiquinone. Gene Ontology annotation, molecular function: NADH dehydrogenase activity. NCBI's taxonomy places the organism in Eukaryota, Metazoa, Arthropoda, Insecta, Lepidoptera, Tortricidae. The transcript is spliced from 7 exons. The record is from RefSeq and is a predicted model, not a curated record. The coding region runs from base 108 to 845 and encodes 245 amino acids.